Molecule: messenger RNA, 2429 nt
Organism: Zootermopsis nevadensis
Lineage: Eukaryota; Metazoa; Arthropoda; Insecta; Blattodea; Termopsidae
Biological process (GO): embryo development; regulation of transcription by RNA polymerase II
Cellular component (GO): nucleus
Molecular function (GO): DNA-binding transcription factor activity, RNA polymerase II-specific; RNA polymerase II transcription regulatory region sequence-specific DNA binding
Source: RefSeq, a predicted model, not a curated record
CAAUCCCAUGUCAUAGAUUUACGGCAUGUAAGACAACCUUACGAGCAUGAACAAGAUGUUUCAUUAGCAAAAUUCAACAGUGAUUUCUCACCCAAGUCUCUCCUGAUUCACUACUAGAUGGCUCCUGCAGUAAAAUCAGGAUCUGCAGAAAUUGUGCAGAGGCAGUGGGCUGGCCACUCACAAAUGUACACUUUAAAGACAAUUUGUGUUUACUAUCUUCAUACUAAAUCAUAAGAACAGUCUGGUUUUGUGUCUAUCUACUAAAAGCUCCUGGGGUCCCAUUCUCUUUGAUGUAUAAAAUUGUCUAGUACUGCAAAUGGCAUAAAUUGCAUUUGGUGGGAUGAAGCAUAUUAAUGGCACAUACAUAAUAAGUGAGUGCUAUUAACCAGUUGCAAACAUUAAGUGCAGUCUUGGACUAUUCCAAAACACAACAGACUGUGGAGUCGGAUAAGGGAGGUGUUUGUAAUGUAGGAAUCCAUGUUGCAGCAUCGCAUUUGCAGUGAAAUAUCAAGAAUGAACACAAUGACUUACAGCAUACUGACACAUUAUUGUGACAAGAUGAAACUUGAGUACAUCAUGAAUGAAGAACUUAUAAUCAAGAAGGAGGUAGACACAUCUGAUAUUGAGAUUAAUGCAGAUGAUAUUAAGCAGGAAGUUCCAGUUCCAUUUGUGUUUGUUGCAGUUAAAACUGAAGUCCAGGAUGAGGCAGAAUGCUCUUUUGUUGAUGAUGGUGUGGAAACAUUUGAAGAAGAUAUAAAGAAUGAAGUAGAUGUGUUGGUACCAGAAGUGUGUCUUCAGGAGGUACCUAGAAACAAAAUUGUUACUACAAGUAAAUGCCCUACAUGUCAUGUUUGUGGCAAGGUGUUCAGAUGUGUUGCUGAAGUGAAGAGACAUAUACCGAUACAUACGGGAGAAAAGCCGCACAAAUGCGAAAUAUGCGGUAAAGGAUACAAUGAUACAGGCAACUUAAAUACACAUAAAUUGAAACAUACGGGAGAGAGGCCUUAUUUAUGUUCUGUAUGUGGUAAGGGUUUCUGUACGUCUGGGAAUUUAAAUGCGCAUACUAUGACUCAUACGGGCGAGAAGCCUUAUGUGUGUUCAGAAUGUGGCAAGGGAUUUAGUAAUUCAGGUAAUCUAAGUUAUCACAUACUUACUCAUACGGGAGAAAGACCACAUGUUUGUGAAGUUUGUGGGAAACUUUUUAGGAGACCUUCUCAUUUGAAACAACAUUUGGUCACUCAUACUGGUGAGAAAGCAUUUAUUUGUAAAAUUUGUAACAAAGGCUUUAAACAGUUUCCUGCUAUGAAAAUGCAUUCACGUACUCACAGUGGAGAAAAGCCUCAUGUGUGUAAAAUAUGUGGUAAAGGAUUUGUACAGUCUACCAAUUUAAAAACGCAUACUCUGACUCACAGUGGAGAGAAGCCUUAUGAAUGUAAUGUCUGCCGUAAGAGAUUCAUUCAGGCCAGUAAUUUGAAAAAACAUUCAUUGACUCAUACAGAGAAACCAUAUGCAUGUACAGUUUGUGGUAAAGGGUUUUCUUCAGUUUCAUACUUGAAAAAACAUAGUGACACUCAUACUGAAUAAGUCUGAAUAAAAUUACUUUCCUGUUGAAAAAUGUAGUCAGACAUUUAUAGUUGGUAAUGUAACAAGAAUCUGAAUACAUUAUUGUACAAUAUUUAGAAUAUUUUUUUUUUACAGCAAAUGUCAGUGGGUAUGAUCAUGAUGACCUUCCUGGCAUUUGCCAACUUCCGUUUUAUCCCAAAAUGUUGCAGAGCUAAAGAAAACAGCUUGAAGAGGGAGGAUUAUGUAAACAAUUUGAAUUUACAGUCUGUCAGCCAUGCUCUAGUAGUGUACAUAUCAACGUAUGCUGUAGUAUUUUCUCCAAAUAUCCAACUUCCAAUGAUCUCCAUCCAUCAACACUUGCAACAGUUUCCAUGGGGGUUGAUGUCAAACUUUCAAAUUAUCUUAAUGAUCUCUCAAAUAGUAAGGACUGCAGCUGUCAAAUUUGUCAUCAUAUCAUAACAAUUUAUAUGUAUAUAAUUUAUAAUUAAAUAUCAAUAUUUCUAUUUAUCAUAUGCAAAUGUCAUAUAAUUCAUUGUUUAUUGUUUUUAUUUAAUUGUUAUUCAUAUACAGUAUAGGCAUUACAUUGCAUGUAAAAAUAUAAAUAUGUGACAUGAAUCUGUGCCCAGCUACAUUCAUAUCUUCAUUUAAUUUAAAUCAAGGAAUUAAAUUUGUUCAAUGUGAAUUUACCUUAUGUGCUAUUCUCAAGGAACAUACCCCUCAAACUCAAUGAAGAUUUAUUGUUAUAUUCAUUGUUAUUGUUUGAUGAAUAAUAGAUUUUGUCAUAAAGUAUGUGCUGUUAACCAUAUCAUUUUAAUAUGAAUUGUAUAUCUGCAAGUGUUCAAGCAAUUAAAAUAUUUAUCAGCUAA